UUUGUGAAGUUAUAUUCAAUUUUUUUUGGGGGAUUUGGACAUAUUUACCCUUUUGACUAGUUUUUGUCCCAGUUUUGUGGUCUGGAAUAUUUGGGAUGUUUUGUGUUGGAUUUUUCUAUGGAUCUUUGGUUCCAAUUCUGUUUUUCUUUCUUGAGUUGGACUAGUUGUUUUGGUAUAGAGGGUAUAGUUAUAUUUUUUUGGACAAUUAUAUGCUGUUCGGGGGUUGUUUCUUAGCAACAAUGCAAGUUAUUUUCUGUUUAUUUUUUAGUUCAGUGGAAUUUUGUUUUUGGGAUCUAUCUUUUGGAACAAAUAGGGAUUUCCCAAAAAUGUAAUCUUGAAUCUUUAGGAUUCACAUUGGAGCCUACUUUACCUGAGCCUUCUUCUCCAUCUCCAUCUUCAUCUCCUAUACAGAAAGAAACUCCAUUGUUGAUACCUCCUAGUCCUAUGUUGGAGAAGAAUGAAGUAGAACAUGUGAAUGCAAUAAGUGAAGAAGAAGAAGGAGAACAAGUGGCAGAUUCAAUUAAAAUAUAUCAACUUUCACAAAGAAGAACCAGGAGACCUUUUUCAGUGUCUGAAGUACAAGCGCUUGUGGAAGCUGUUGAGACCCUUGGAGCUGGAACAUGGCGUGAUGUUAAAAUGCGUGCUUUUGAUGAUGCAAACCAUCGAACUUACGUGGACUUGAAAGAUAAAUGGAAAACUUUGGUUCACACAGCAAGCAUUUCGCCUCAACAAAGAAGGGGAGAGCCGGUCUCACAGGAGCUUCUUGACUGGGUCUUGGCAGCACAUGCUUAUUGGUCUCAACAUCAAAAUGGAAACAUCAGAAGACAACAAUGUAAAGAAAAGUUGAUGUGA
Lactuca sativa (garden lettuce) is the source of this 852-nucleotide messenger RNA. Lineage: Eukaryota; Viridiplantae; Streptophyta; Magnoliopsida; Asterales; Asteraceae. The record is from RefSeq and is a predicted model, not a curated record.